AUGGAUGCUGUUGAUGUGGAUCAUUAUGUUGUAUUGGGUUUGCCAUCCGGGGAAGAAGGAGCAAAACUUAGUGACAAGGAAAUAGGCAAAGCCUAUCGGUCGAAGGCCUUGGAACUGCAUCCUGACAAGAGACUUGACUACCCUGACGCCAAAGCCAAUUUUGUUAGGCUUAAAGAGUCUUAUGAGAUCCUGAAAGAUGCAAAAGCAAGGAAGCUUUUUGAUGAUUUAAUGCGCGUGAGAAGAGAGAAGUUUCGACUCCAAUCGUUACAAAGCGCCAAGAGACGAAAACUGAUGUCUGAGCUUGAAGAAAGAGAACGGUCUGCUGCAUUCGCAGUUGAACCUCAGGCGGAGAGAAUCACUCGGAAGUUUAAAGAGGAGGUUGCUAAAAUCCGUGCUAUGUUUUGUAACAAGACGGCACCUUCAGCUUCCCCAACUCACCCUAAUAAAGAGAAGAAGAGUCGAAGAUCAAAGGGGAAUACUGAGGAGGAAGGAAGCAUUAGCAGCGCAGACAAGGAAAAGAUGGUUAAAGUGUCAUGGGAGGAGUUUGGCACGGAUGAUUAUAGUGCUCAGAGAUUAAGGGAAAUUUUUGGCGAGUUCGGUAAAGUUGAAGAUGUUGCGAUUUUAAGCAGUAAUGAUGACAAGAAAAAGAAGUGUUCGGCGCUUGUUGUAAUGGCUUCCAAAGAUGCAGCAGUUGCAGCUACUUCAACCGUGUUGGGUGAUUUAUCAAAUCCGUUGUUCGUCUCGCUGCUCUAUCCGGCUGAAGCUUCUGAAUUUCAUCCAUUUUCUGGAGUCCAGCGUAAUGUGGAACCUGAAGAACCACCAUUGAGUAAAUUUGUGGGUGCUGGAUUUCAAGCAUUCGAAGAUUUAGUGUUGGGGAACAUGAAGAAGAAGAAGGCUGCCGAAGAACAAAGUGGAUGA
Oldenlandia corymbosa var. corymbosa is the source of this 918-nucleotide messenger RNA. The record is from the annotation of a GenBank genome assembly. NCBI's taxonomy places the organism in Eukaryota, Viridiplantae, Streptophyta, Magnoliopsida, Gentianales, Rubiaceae.